GUACAAUGUUCAAUGAUUCGAGGAAUCUCUUAACAUUUCAUUAUUGCUCUUCUUGAUUAAUUUCUAUUCAUCUAUCUAACCCAUUAUUCGCCUUUCUUCUCUCCUCUCCCCUUAUUAUAUUGCCGACUCUUUUCGCUCUCUUCACUCAAACUCUCAAGCAAUCCAAACCCUUCUUCUUGUUCUCUCUUUUCUCUCUCAAAGUUUGUGUAAAGAUGAAGAUGGGUUCUUGCGUUUUGAAAGUUUUCUUGAUCUUGGGUCUCUUGGCCGCUUCUUGCAUGGCACAGGCACCUGGUGCUUCACCAACUCCGGCACCAAAAGCAGCACCAACACCAGCGCCAAAAGCAGCACCAACUCCAUCACCAACAGCUCCGCCAACCCCAUCACCAACACCAACGUCAGCGCCUGCUCCAUCGUCUCCAGCUCCUACACCAUCUCCAAAGAAUGCUCCAACUGCUUCACCAGUUUCUCCUCCAUCUCCUGCCCCAUCUUCCCCUACCUCCUCUCCCCCUGCACCAGCAACCCCUUCACCCGCUUCUUCUCCUUCACAGACUCCAGCUUCUCAACCUCCACCCAGUGGCAACUUCGCUGCUGCUAGGUUUGAUAGAGUUAUCCUCGCUGGAACUGUAAUUGCGGGAACUUUCUUGGCCUUUACUUUGGCUUAGGAAGAGGUUUGAACUUUCAUCAUCGGCAUAAUUUAGAUCAUUUCGAUUCAUGGAGCUGGGGGUUGAUGAGAUCUGUUAUUCUGUCAUUUGUUGGUCGACUAUUAGUGGUGGUUCUUUAUUUCUCUCUUUCUUUUCAAUACGUGUUUUUUUUUUUUUUAAUGUUCAUUUUUUUCCUUCAUGUGAUUGCUUUUUAAAUUGGAUUUUGGGACGGUGAUUAUUUGGGCAUGGGGAUGUGAUUACACGUGCACGAUCUGAUGAUGGGAUGAGAGGAUGAUUAUUGUAUGUAGAAAUGGGUAUGAUGUACAUCAAAUAAAACAGUUUGCUAUUCUUUUCUAA
Hevea brasiliensis (rubber tree) is the source of this 998-nucleotide messenger RNA. RefSeq names its product classical arabinogalactan protein 9. The record is from RefSeq and is a predicted model, not a curated record. Bases 213 to 662 code for a protein of 149 amino acids. The transcript has a single exon. Lineage: Eukaryota; Viridiplantae; Streptophyta; Magnoliopsida; Malpighiales; Euphorbiaceae.